This is a messenger RNA of Fusarium venenatum, 354 nucleotides long. The record is from RefSeq and is a predicted model, not a curated record. NCBI's taxonomy places the organism in Eukaryota, Fungi, Ascomycota, Sordariomycetes, Hypocreales, Nectriaceae.
AUGGAUGAAGAUCCCGAUUAUAAAGGCUUUGGCUUCAAACGAGUUCCUUGUUGCUGUCUUUGCGGAGCUAAGAUCUGUCACAAGGACGUCUUGCCAAAAUGGAUGUCAGAAUUCCGUACCGCUAACCUGAGCCUGGUGAACACAGUGUACGCGACUGAUUUCGAUGCAAACGCAAAGGUCUAUCUAUCCAUCGCCGGACGUAGGGGAAAUAAUAUUGUUGACACCAUAGACGUCGACCCUUCGGAUAUUGCCUGUCUCGGCAAGAAGACUCUUCGCGUCAACCUCAUGCCUGGUGGAUCGUGCAGCAACCUCAUAGCCGGGUAUCUCAGCUCCAACACGCUGUACGAGGCGUGA